Molecule: messenger RNA, 1602 nt
Organism: Cryptococcus wingfieldii CBS 7118
Lineage: Eukaryota; Fungi; Basidiomycota; Tremellomycetes; Tremellales; Cryptococcaceae
Product: protoporphyrinogen oxidase
Exons: 2
Coding region: 1-1602 (533 amino acids)
Biological process (GO): heme biosynthetic process
Cellular component (GO): mitochondrial inner membrane
Molecular function (GO): protoporphyrinogen oxidase activity, oxygen as acceptor
Source: RefSeq, a predicted model, not a curated record
AUGCCCCCGCCACCGAAAAAUAUAACGAUCCUCGGCGCUGGCCUUUCGGGGCUUUCGACAGCUUACCACCUCUCCACGCACCUACCUGCAUCCUCUGGCACAAAAAUCACAGUCUUGGAAGCGGCGAAUCACAUUGGAGGCUGGGUCGACUCGCGCAAGUAUGAAGUGGGGUUUAAAGGCCAGGACGGGGUCAUGAGAGAAGGGGCCGUGGGCAUCGAGACGGGGCCUCGGAGUAUCCGGCCGAGAGGUGGAAGAGGGGCUGCGACGAUGCUACGGAUGCUGAGAGACAUUGGGCUGGAGGAAUCGAUAAUACCAAUACCAUUCUCCCAUCCUGCAGCCAAAAAUCGCUUCUUGCUGGACACGUCGACAUCCACUCUCACGCCCCUACCCUCUUCCCUACCUUCUGUUCUUCGCCCUCAGCCACCAUUACUUGAAGGCCUUCUUCCUUCGGCUCUUUCAGAACCUCUCAGGUCGAGAGGAAAAGAGAAGGAAUUGACGGCAGAUGGCGAUGAGUCUGUGGACUCCUUCUUUCGGCGCCGAUUUGGAGACUCGAUAGCCGACAACCUGGCGAGUGCGAUGGUCCACGGUAUCUACGCCACCUCGUCCAAACAACUAUCCCUUCGAUCCGCCUUCCCCAUACUACACGACUCCGAAGCCAAGUAUGGUUCAGUUGUAGCUGGCAUGUUACUUGGCACCAAAUCAAAGGCAGCCAGAAAGGUCGAAGCAGACGAUUGGGCAGAGCUGGGCGAGUUAGGAAAGAGGAGGGAGGAAUGGAGCUUGUAUGGGAUCAAGGGCGGACUGGGGGUGAUAACGGAGAAACUCCUGAAAAGAGUCACCCAGAGAGGAGUCAGGGUCGUCAAUGGCGAGCCUGUCCGGCACAUCGAGCUCUCUCGCAACCCCGAAGAGCCUAUAUCGCUGUCGACCUCUGCUCGAUCCUUCAAAUCAUCCCACCUCAUCUCCGCCCUUCCUCCCCGUCUUCUUUCGCAUCUCCUUCCCUCAUCUGCAUCAUUACCCCACCUGGCGCAUAACCCUUCCACUUGCGUAGGGGUCAUCAACAUUGUCCUCCCUCUUCCUCCUUCGCAGGUUCACCCCGCAGGAUUUGGGUAUCUUGUCCCCCGAUCGCCUCUCGAGAAGAACCCCUCGGGUGUACUGGGAGUGAUCUUCGACUCCACAGCUGUGCCACCCUCCCCACCCGAGCUCGAGGGACAGAUAACAAAACUCACGGUCAUGCUCGGCGGACCAUACUGGUCAUCUUACACGCCCAAUUCUCCCACACACUCCGAGCCCGAGACUCUCAUCCCCCUCGCCCUGUCGCAUCUCCGCAAAACCUUCCCCCACCUGGCAAACGUCGAGCCUGUACUCGCUGUGGGCAACAUUCACCACAAUUGUAUCCCUACCUACCUGCCUGGACAUGGUCAGAGGCUCAGGGAACUGCACGAGAACAUUGGGAGCGGAGAGUGGAAGGGGAAGAUCAGUCUGGUGGGCAACGGGUAUGGAGGAGUGGGAGUGAACGACUGUGUGUACUCGGGGUGGGAGGUGGCGACAGCACUUGGCGGGGGCGAUAGGGUUACAGGGUUGGAGAGAUGGCAUGAUUGGGAAUGA